GAAAGGGGCGUGGCCAUGCUGCGGUGCGGACGCGUGUUGGGGCAAAGGGCGGCGGGGGGGGGGAGACCCCCAUGGGGGGGACACGGGGGGACCCCCCGACAAGAGGGGUGUCCGAGCAGAGCCCUCCGCACUGCGGCACCGCGCGGAGCCGACUUCUUCCGCGAGCUGGGGCAGACCCUGGGGCGCAUGGGGCAGACCCUGAGGGAUCAGGUGCCGGCGGCGGGGAGCGCCUGGGGGGGCUGGCUGCCCCCGGGGAUCCACCCCGACCCCCGGCCCCCCGACGAGGCCGAUGUGGUGGUGGUGGGGGGCGGCGUGGUGGGCUGGUCCGUGGCCUACUGGCUGAAGGUGCUGGAGGGCCGGUUCCGGCGGCACGGGAUGAAGGUGCUGGUGGUGGAGCGGGACCCCACGUAUUCCAGAGCCUCCACAGUGCUGUCGGUGGGGGGGAUCCGGCAGCAGUUUUCCCUCCCGGAGAACAUCCAGAUGUCCCGGUUCUCCGCCAGCUUCCUGCGUGACAUCAAUGAGCACCUCGGGGUUCCCAACGAGCCCCCCAUCGACAUCCAGUUCCAGCCCUCGGGAUACCUGUUCCUGGCCUCCCCAGAGGAUGCUGCCAAGCUGGAGGCCACUGUCCAGCUCCAGAGGGAUGAAGGGGCGCAGGUAGCCCUGCUGUCCCCCACCCAGCUGAAGGAGAAAUUCCCCUGGAUAAACACGGAGGACGUGGCUGUGGCAUCCUAUGGCCUGGAGGAUGAAGGCUGGUUCGACCCCUGGACCCUCCUCAACGCUUUCCGGCGCAAAGCCACGUCCCUGGGGGUCCACAACUGCCGCGGGGAGGUGCGAGCUUUUGUCACCACAGCCGAUGACCCAACCCCGUCGUCGGCAGCAGAGUCUGCGCGCAUUAAAUACGUGCACAUCUACAUGCCAGACAGCCUGGAGUACCAGCCUGUCGCCUGCUCCAUCGUGGUCAACGCUGCAGGCGCCUGGGCCGGGAAGCUGCUGGAGGCUGAUGGGCUCCCCAGGAAGCUGUGCCAGCCCCCCCUGCCCAUCCAGCCCAGGAAGAGGUACGUGUUCUGCUGGCACUGCCCGGAUGGCCCUGGGCUCUCCUGCCCCUUCCUCGUGGACACCUCGGGUGCUUAUUUCCGCCGGGAAGGGAUCGCUGGGAACUACCUGGGCGGGAUGAGCCCCCCCGAGGAGGAAGAGCCGGAUCCCAGCGACCUCUCGGUGGACCACGACUACUUCCAGGAGCAGCUGUGGCCCCGGCUGGCCCGGAGGGUGCCGUCCUUCGAGUCCCUGCGGGUGCGGGGGUCCUGGGCCGGCUACUACGACUACAACACCUUCGACCAUAACGGGGUGCUGGGCCCGCACCCCCGGCUGGAGAACAUGUUCCUGGCCGCGGGCUUCAGCGGGCACGGCCUCCAGCACUCUCCCGCCGCCGGCAGGGCCGUGGCCGAGCUGGUGAUCCAGGGCCGCUUCGAGAGCCUGGACCUGCGGCGCCUGGGCUGGGCCCGGCUGGAGGACGGGGAGCCCCUGCGGGAGGCCGGCGUGGUCUGAUGGGGGCGGGGAGGGGGGACACUGAGGUGCGGCCCUGGCACCCCCUCCCCCGGCUGGAUGAGUGUCCUGGAGGAAUAAAAGGGGCAGGUGAUCAGUUAA
This is a messenger RNA of Corapipo altera (White-ruffed manakin), 1644 nucleotides long. RefSeq names its product FAD dependent oxidoreductase domain containing 1 (gene FOXRED1). Gene Ontology annotation, cellular component: cytoplasm. The record is from RefSeq and is a predicted model, not a curated record. NCBI's taxonomy places the organism in Eukaryota, Metazoa, Chordata, Aves, Passeriformes, Pipridae. Gene Ontology annotation, molecular function: oxidoreductase activity.